This is a messenger RNA of Cercospora beticola, 4997 nucleotides long. RefSeq lists its product as uncharacterized. The record is from RefSeq and is a predicted model, not a curated record. NCBI's taxonomy places the organism in Eukaryota, Fungi, Ascomycota, Dothideomycetes, Mycosphaerellales, Mycosphaerellaceae.
UGUGUGAACAACGACGCCAACAUUAACACCUCCUUACGCGUGGAUGAGUCUUGCAUCUUGCAUGGCAUGGCAACGGGCAUAGCAAAUUAUAUUGCAUUGCAUUACCGGAAAGGACGCAUUGAGCUAUGAAAACCACCAAGCCGACCGCUGCGUCGGCCAGUGCCAACAAAACGGCAGCACCGUCAUCCUCGUCUUCGACCACCACACCCUCAGCACGCAGCAGAACGAGUGCUACCGCCUCCACCGCCGCCUCUACCACGCGAUCCAGUGCGCGCCCUUCUCUCGGCACGUCCUCCAGCUCCACGUCGACCGCCCGCCGGAGCACUGCCUCGUCGACAACUACCGCACCCUCAUCGUCUGCAACUUCCCGCUCCGCUGCAACGCCAGCAAGGCGAACGACAACUUCUACACCUACAGCCAAGCGGCCUACCAGUAGUUUAGCUACAAGGCCGACUGCCUCAUCCUCGGCCAGCGCCUCUACUUCCCGCUCAUCGACCACGAAGCCUCGCUCCACGCCACUCUCGACCAAGAGUCCGCGCACCUCCACUGUCCCUCCCAGCAGCAGCCCUGCCAGUAGUCGAGCUUCCGUACGGCCUGUGUCGCGCGACACGAUUCCGGAGGAGACCGCGUCCGGCGCGCAGUCCGCCCGUUCGGACGCUCCCACCAAAAGCGACGGAGAGAGUGAGGACCACGUUGGCGUCACAGACGAUGACAAUGCACCAGAGCCAGGGCUGCAGGCUUCUUCGCCUCGCAAGCUCGAAAUUCGCUCCUUGAGAUCGCAGGCUGUCUCUGACGCCGAGGUUGAGCGUCGCCCUGCGAAGCUGCUCGUACGCCAUGCCCGCGCUCAGUCCGAAGAUGUUGGAAGACCAAACACGGCGCCUGUGCCCAAGCUCUCUGAACGUGAGCAAGGAAUGCGAGAGAUGGAGGUUAUGCAAAGCUUUUUGCGCGAGACCGUUGCCCGGGAUGCCCUUUCUGCCGAGAUUAAGGACCUUCAGGCAGAAAUUGGACGCCUAGAGCAGCAGAAUCGGCAGCUCAAAGACAAGUCCACGGCCGAGACCGGGCAGCCCAAGUCUGAUUCCUCCGCACAGCGGGCUGCGCACGAAGCUGAGCUCGAUGCCGUACGCCAGGCUCACAGAGCAGAAAUAGAGUCACAGCGACAGAAAUUAAAUUCCGAGAUCGAGACUUUGCGGACAGACUUGGAGAGCCAUCGACGGCGGUCGUCCCGACUGGAGGGUGUUGAGGUCAAGAUUGAGGCGGUGGAAGAAGCACUACGAGAGAGCAAAGAGCGAGCCUCGCAGAACGAGCAAGAACUACAGCAAGAGCUGAUUGAGAAACUUCAAGACCGCGACUCGCUGGCCAAGGUUGUAGAAGAACUGAAGCAGGAGAUCGAUCGUUGCCAAAUGAAGCUGGACGAGGACAGUCAAGCGCAAGUGCAGAAAGAUGCCGAGGCGCAAACGACGUUGGAGCAGCUUCGCCGAGAACUAGAGGAGGAACGACAGCGCAGUGAAGCAGCCGCAGACAAGGCUGAAAAACUUUCGGCUGAGCUGGCAGAGAAUCAAGAACGCUUUCACAACGAGAUGAAGGAGUUGCAAGAACGGGCAGACCAGCAGACUGAAGAGCUUCGAGCGGCGGCAGCAGAAGCAGAGCAAGCUAGCAAGAGGUUGCGAGAUGAGCUAGCGAUCUUCCGUGCCGACGAUGAGGCAACUGCGGAGCGGCAUGCUUCUGCCCUGGAGAGCUCCGCGAAAACCAUAGAAGCACUGCAAGCCGAUAUGAAGAGUUUAGAGGAGCAGCAUGCAGUACAGCUGAAGGCUCACCUUGAUCGUGUUGGCGAAGCUAGUGCAGAGAAAGAUGAUCUCCAAAGUGAGCUCGAUCAACUCAAAAAGUUGCGUGAGCAUGAUGACGGACAGAGUCGCGAAACAACGGCAAAGCAAGAGGAACUUGUCAAAGGUCUACGCAAGCAGAUAGAGGAGCUGACGGGUUCUGCCGACAGUGGGCGGGACGUUACGGAUCGAUUGCAAUCACAGGUGCUGGAAUUGCAACAGCUAAAUGAGGAUCUCAAGCUACAGCACAAGGAAGAGGUUGGCCGACUGCAGUCCGACAUUCAGCGUCUCAAUACCAGUGUCGAAGAGUCCACCCGUGCUCAAGUUGAGCGAGAACAGCGCAUAGAGCAGCAAGAUAAGGAGUCCACCACGGCUAUGGAGAGUCUGCAGAGCAAGGUUAUUGAGCUGCAGCAACAACUUGAAAACGUCAAAAAUGGCAAUGAGGCGAGCAAGGAAGAGCUGGUAACCGCUAGAUCGCAGCAUGUCGAGGAAUUGCGACUCGCAAAAGAUGCCAUCGAGAAGGAGGCUCGCGCAGAACUUGAGAGCAAAGAGAAGGAGCUCAAUGAAGUGAUUGCGAGUCUGCAAGCCAAACAUGAGGAACAGCAGCACAAUGCUGAUGACGCCAAUAGUAUGGCUACAGCAGAAGUCUCCACACUGAAGGCGACCAUCGAACAAUUGCAGAAUGCAGUGCAAGUCUCGCAGCAUGAUGCGGAGGAUGCACGGAGCGAGCGUAAUCGAUUGGCUCGCCAAGUUAGCGAGCAGGAGAGGCUGGAAACGCAGCUCAAGACGACUGAACAGGAGCUGGCUAAAGCAAAGACUCAAGUUGACGAGCAAGAGGUAUUGCAAACACAGCUCAAGGCGGCUCAGAAUGAGCUGCCUGAGAGUAAGGCUCCGGCUAGCGAGCUAGGAGAGUUGCAGACGCGGCUCAAGACGACUGAAAAUGAACUGUCUGAAACAAAGGCUCAAGCGAACGAGCAAGAGGCGUUGCAGACACGGCUUGAGACGACUGAAAAGGAGUUGGCCGAAAGUAAGGCUCGGGUCAGCGAGCAGGAAUCGUUGGAAACAAAGCUUAGGGCAACAGAGAAAGAACUCGCCGAGACCAAGACUCGGCUAGAUGAUCAUGAGACCUUGCAAACACAGCUCAAGACAAUUGAGCAGGAACUUGCCGAGGCCAGAGCUCAGCUCAGUGACCACGAUGCUCUGCAAACACAGCUCAAAGCGAUCGAGCAGGAACUUGCCGAGAGUAGGGCUCGAGGUGAUGACAAGGAGGCAACGCAAAUACAGCUCAAGGCGAUUGAGCAAGAACUUGCCGAAACUAAGGCUCAGGUCGCCGAGCAGGAAGCGUUGCAAACUCAGCUUAAGGCAACUGAAGAGGAGCUGGCCGAGAUCAAGGUCACGCUUGGCACCCAGGAAGCGAUACAGACCCAGCUCAAGGCGACGGAACAGGAGCUGGCCGAGACUAAGGCGGCUCAGGCCCUUGAGCAGGAGGCGUUGCAGGCGCAGCUCAGGACGACUGAACAGGAGUUAGCCGAGAGCAAGGCUCGGAUCAGCGAGCUCUCGACUGCUGUGUCAGACAUUGAAGCGCUCAAAGUCGCUGCCGAGCAAUCGCUGACUGCCAUUCGUACAGAGCUGGCUACUGCUGAGGCGACGCUCGCACGCGUCAGACAAGAAAGCGCAGACAAAGAAGCAGAUGUGGCCAAGGAGCUGGAAAAAGUCAAGCAAGAUCAUCACGCUCAGAUCCAAGAAAAGGAGACUGCGCAUGAAGCAGCUGUGAAGCAGCUUCAGUCAGACUCGGCGUCAGGUGUUAGUGCCGAAAAGCACGAUGCUCUUAAACAGGAGAAACUUCGUCUCGAAGAGAAGCUUGGCGAGAUGACUUUGCAGCACAAUCGAGAGCUCGAAGAAGAAUCGCAAAGGCAUGAUGAUGCAUAUCGCGAGCUUCAAGCGAGUUAUAGGCAGCUUCAGGAGAAUCAACAGCGCUCGGUUGAGCAAGAGAGCGAGAAAGUCGCACUUGUUCGCCGGGAUCUCCAGUCAAUCAUCAACACCCUGCGACAAGAGCAUGACCAAGCAAUGGCAGACCUGUACCGCAUCGAGGAACAGUCCAAACAGUCUGAGAUGGUGCGACAUGGUCUACAGAAGUCACUCGCAGAGUUCAAGGCUGAACACGAGAGGGCAAUGUCAGAAAUGGCAGAAGUACACGCUCAGAGAAUGCUGGAGGCAGAAGCUGCUCACAUGGCGAAGAUGAUUGAUGCGGAAGCAGCAGCGGCGACCAACAGGGAAGCAUCUCUGAAGGACCAGCAUGAACAAGCCCUGCGACGACUGAAUCAUGAACACAUGCAAAGAGUGCAAGACAUGGUCGAAGAGCAUGCAACUCGUGUAGCUCAAGUGGAGGCUGCAGCGAUCAGAGAAGCAGGGAUGGCAGCCGAAGAGCAAGCGCGGCAGCACCAGGAAGCCUUUGAGGCGCUGCAGAAACAGCAUGCAGCUGCGAUCGAAGAAGCCAGAGCUGCAGCUGAGCAACAGGCUCGUGAGCAUGAAGCCGCCAUUGCCGCCAUUCGGGCUGAACACGCGGAGACGACGCGACAACAAGGCAGCCCAGACCGCUCUGGCGUGGCGCAGGACCAACAACAUCCUGAUGUGCAUCCGUCUGCUCCGUCAUCCGAAGGCAGUGAAGAAGAAUGGGAUUCUUCAAGCAUUUCUCAUACCCCUUACGAAGCGCAUUGGACCCCUGCCCAGGAGAUCGAACGCCUCCAAGAGGACAACACGAAUCUACGACUCGCGCUUCAGAGCGCACGAGACGAUCUGGAGCUUGCGAAGCGGAACAACAUAGGAGCAGUAACAGCAUCUCACAUUGGCGAGCGUGAAGAGCCCUCGGACAACCCGUUCCGGUCUCCCACCACGACCGUCAAUGACGAAAGUUUCUCCCAGUUCAGUGACGGCAACACACUCGACGACGACGCCGUUCCCGUCAGCAAUCUUGAAGGCACAUUGGAAAGUCUUCGCAUCCAGACAGAGCAACUUCUCGAAAUCAAUGAGGACUUUAUUGCAGAGCAGCAUCGCUGGAGUAGCAGACUGGGCUUGGGAAUAGGCACCCGUGGUCCGCAGUUGGGAGCUGUGUCGUAGGAAUUUCAUAUGACAUUGGUAAUUGAGGUUGCAAUCAAUAGAGGUGACUGACUGGUCGCA